Messenger RNA from Triticum turgidum subsp. durum (durum wheat), 2052 nucleotides. The record is from the annotation of a GenBank genome assembly. NCBI's taxonomy places the organism in Eukaryota, Viridiplantae, Streptophyta, Magnoliopsida, Poales, Poaceae.
AUGCGACGGGACGCCGCUGGCCCCGGCGGCGGCGCCGGGUUCCACGAUCUGUUCGACUCCGUGCGCCGAUCCAUCAACUUCCGCACCAGCGCCGCCGCGCCCCCGGAGCCCCCGGCGGGCCCCCUCGGCGGGGGCCCUGCCGGGGGUAUCGGCGUCCGGAUCAGCUCCUGCCUCCGCAAGUCGAGGGGGAUGGGGCUGCUCGGGCUCAUCUCCAAGAGCCCCUCGCCGCCGCGCCGCCUGCUGCCGCCGACGCCCGUGCCCGCCGACGGGGGCGGCCGAGCGGGUGAGAUCCCGCCGAUCCGGUGGCGGAAGGGUGAGAUGAUCGGCUCCGGCGCAUUCGGGCAGGUCUACCUCGGGAUGAACCUGGACACCGGCGAGCUACUCGCAGUAAAGCAGGUUUUGAUCGGGAGCACCAACGCGACCCGGGAGAAGGCCCAAGCGCAUAUAAGAGAACUUGAGGAAGAAGUGAAGCUCCUCAAGAACCUUUCGCACCCCAAUAUUGUGUUUGAGAAGAGGUACCUCGGGACUGUCCGUGAGGAAGACACACUGAACAUCCUGCUGGAGUUUGUUCCUGGAGGGUCUAUCCAGUCGCUUCUUGGAAAACUCGGUUCAUUUCCGGAGGCAGUCAUUAGGAAGUAUACUAGGCAGAUUUUGCAAGGGUUGGAAUAUCUGCAUAGCAAUGCAAUAAUACACAGAGACAUUAAGGGUGCAAACAUUCUUGUUGAUAACAAAGGCUGCAUUAAACUUGCCGAUUUUGGGGCAUCUAAGCAAGUUGCCAAGUUGGCUACUAUGACAGCAGCUAAAACGAUGAAAGGCACGCCACACUGGAUGGCACCUGAAGUCAUUGUGGGGAGUGGGCAUACCUUCUCUGCAGAUAUCUGGAGUGUGGGAUGCACAGUCAUUGAAAUGGCUACUGGUAAACCACCAUGGAGCCAGCAGUAUCAGGAGGUUGCGCUUCUAUUUCAUGUUGGAACCACAAAGUCGCACCCACCAAUACCUGAACAUAUAUCACCAGAGGCUAAAGAUUUUCUGCUGAAAUGCUUGCAGAAGGAACCAGAGCUGAGGUCUAGCGCGUCAGAUUUAUUGAAGCAUCCGUUUGUGACCGGAGAAUUUGAUGACCGGCAGCUACUCAAUCGUACUGCACAGAAGGAUGCUUCUGUGAAUGAGCUUUUCGCACAUGAUGCGGAUGCGCCAACAGAGAUGGGUUUGAAUCAUUCUGGCAACUGGUCAACAAUUAAUUCAAAUAGAUCAUCUAAAAUCAAACCCCUAUGGGAGGGUGGCGGUGAUGAUGAUGACAUGUGUGAGUUUGCUGACAAAGACGAUCAUCCAGCAGUUGGAUCUAGCUAUAAUCCUAUGUCUGAACCAUUUGAUGAUGACUGGAAAAGCAAGUACGACAUGAGCCCAGAGCAAAGUUCUCAUCAGUCGAGGGAAUUUGGUGGAUUAGCCAAGCAUCCUGAAAGCAGCAUGACCGAAAAUGAUUUUACCUUCCCUUGCGAGGGAAGUUGUGAAGAUGACGAUGUACUUACCGAGUCAAAAAUAGAAGCAUUUCUUGAUGAGAAGGCCCUUGAUCUGAAGAAGCUACAAACACCUUUAUAUGAAGAAUUCUACAAUAAAGUGAAUGCCGGGAGCUCUCAUGGAGUUGAUCAAACUUCCAAUGGUAAAUUCAUAAAUAGUCCGAAACUACCCCCUCGUGGAAAGUCGCCCCCAGGUAAGAUGAGGGGAGGUCCAGCGGUGGCAACGCCUUGUGAUACCAUUUUGAAUAGCAGUACGAUGGCUGAAAGCUGCAGCAGGCAAUUCUCAAGAGAUGGCGGUGUAGAUAGCAGCCGGAUUUUGAGAGAAAUAGCUUCCCCUCAGCUCAAUGAGCUUGGGGAUAAAGUUCAUAUUGAUGUCCAAGAUAGCCCAAGCAUCAGCUUUGCUGAGAGGCAACGAAAAUGGAAAGAGGAGUUGGACCAGGAGCUUGAGAGGGAAAGAGUGAUGAGGUUAGCUGGCUGUGGCAAGACACCGUCUCCAAGUAGACGGCCCAGCAUCGGGAAGCGAGAGCGCCAUCAAUAG